Plasmodium gallinaceum is the source of this 4056-nucleotide messenger RNA. Its product is annotated as LCCL domain-containing protein, putative. The transcript is spliced from 2 exons. NCBI's taxonomy places the organism in Eukaryota, Apicomplexa, Aconoidasida, Haemosporida, Plasmodiidae. The record is from RefSeq and is a predicted model, not a curated record. The coding region runs from base 1 to 4056 and encodes 1351 amino acids.
AUGAAUAAUUUUUUUUUUUCAGUAACAUCUAUAUUAUUUUUUUCAUAUUUAUGCAAAGGAAAUUCCAUUGAUUAUUCACCUAAUAAAAUCUUUUUAAAAUAUAAAGAUAAAUAUUGUCUAUAUCCCGAAAAUCUUAUUGGAAAUAAAAUAUUUGAAAUAGCGGCAGAUAAAUGUGACAAAAUAGCACAUGAAAAUGAGAAUAAAAUUGUUUGGUUGUCUUUUAAUGAUGGAAGAUUAAAAACUCAAAAUGGAAUGUGCUUAAAAACUUAUAAAAACUUUUUAAUAAUUUCUACUUGUUCUCCUGAUAAAAAUGAAAAAUCUGAAAUAUGGAUUAUAGAUGAAGAAAAACGUUUGAAAAAUGAAAAUAAUAUUUGCGCUCAAAUUGCUGGGGAUAAAUUAUUUUCUUUUAUAUGUAAUGAAUUAUCUACUAAGGAAUUUGAAAUGAAAAUGUAUACCUUAGAGGAAAUGAAUUUAAUGAAAACAAGAUAUUCUCAAAAAAAACUUCAAAAUGUGAAUACAGAGUAUUUAGAAAAUUUACAUAAUAAGUCUAAUAUUUUAAUAAGUAAUUAUAAUGAAUUAGAAAAAGAAAUAGAAAUAAUCAUAAAAGAAGAGGAAGAAAUAAAAAAAGAAAAAGAAAGGAUGAAAAAUCUAAUGAAUGAUAUAAAAUUAUUGAUAAACACAUCUUCCUCAUUAAAUGAUUAUGGCACGGGUGCUUUAAUGAAAGUGUAUGAUAGUAAUAAUAUAAUAAAGAAAAAAAAUUUAUUAAGAGUUCCAUUAGAAAAGUUAGAAAUAAAUGAAGAAACUUUAAAUGAAUUAGGCAUAGAAAAUGGGGAAGUAAAAAUUAUAAUUCAAAGUUUUCUAAAUGUACCAGAUAGUAAUUAUUAUACUUUUGUUGCAAGAAAUAUAAAAGGGAAUUUAAUUAUAAAAUUAGAUAAUGAAGAAAUUAUUUCCAAUAUGGAUACACAAAUUGAUACAAGUAUAACUAGUUCUCUUGUAUAUUUAUCAAAAAACAAAUUAGUACCAUUAUAUAUAGAAAUAUCAUCAAAAGAAAAAAAACCAUCUUUUACUUUAUAUUGGAGUAGCAAAUUUCUUCCCGAACAAGUGAUAACCUCUUUAUAUUUAUAUACAACUAUAUAUGAAAAAGUCUGCUACACAGAUAUUCAAAAAAAAGUAGAUUGCUCAUCAACCUUUGAAAAUAUUCAUAAAAAAAAUCAAGAAUUCCACUUUUUAUGUCCUUCUGAUUGCUUCGUAAAAGAAAAAUAUACUGUAUAUAAAAAAAGUAACUCUUGUUAUGAACUAAAAUCUAGCAUAUGCUUAUCAGCAAUAGAUUCUAAUUUUCUACCCACUGAUAGUGGAGGGAUUAUAAAGGUAAUGAUAAAAAGCGUUAAAAGCGACGAAGGAAAUUACAAAGAAUGCGGCAUAAUAUUACCGACAAAUAUGAAUGAUCAUACUUUUAAAGGAAUAACAGAUAUUAAAUUAAUUGAUACAGAUGAUUUUUUUAAUAAUUAUGAUAAAAAUAGAGAAAUAUAUAAAGGAUAUAAAGGAAUAGUCACUGAUGAUAAGCAUGCAUUAUUAACAAAAACAGAUCUAUCUAAAAGAUAUAUUUCUGAUAUUGAUAUAAAUUGUCAUAAUAAUCUAAAAGAAAAUUAUGAAUUUGGUUCAGGUUCUUUUGUUGUAACAAGGAUAAAAUCAUCCAAUUUGACAAGUGAUGAAAAAUCUGUUGUUGUUGAUGCUUUUGCACUUUUUGAUAAAUACAUUAACGAACAUAUUCCUGUUAAUUUAUCUGAUUGGACAAGAAAAGCUUGUAAUAAUAUUCAGUUAUACGUUAAAUAUGGAAAAUCAAAUGAAGUUAUGAAAUAUCCGUCUAUGUUAUUAUCAUGUGAUGAUACAUUUGAAGAUAUUCAACUGGAUGACGACAAGGUAACAAUUGCACGAUGCUUGCCAUUUUGUCUUAAUGAUAAGGAAGUAUUUGGUUCUUAUAUAUAUAGUCCAAGUUCAGCUAUAUGUAAAUCUGCAAUUCACUCAGGAAUCAUAACAUAUAACGGUGGAUUAAUUGAGAUAACAAAACUAAGAAAUAUCACACAAUCAUAUAAUAAUACAGUAAGCAUAACAAGAAAUGGUGUGAAAGCAAUUAUAACUAAUAACAAAAAUACGGAUUCUUACUAUAUAUCAAAACCAAAUGGUUCUAUAUGCAAUUUUCCAAGAACUUCUUAUAAUGUCAAUAAAUCACUAAAUAUAGAAGAUGAUUUUUUUUCCUUUAUUCAAAUAAAUUCAAAAUUAUUCGAAAACCCUCCUGUUGUUUUAGUAUCCGAAAAGCAUGCAGCUUUGCAAAACCAAUUAUACAACAUGCAGAAUGUAUAUAACACAAAAAAUUAUAAAGAAAAUUUUUUUUUAGUUGAAAAUACAAAAGAAGAAUUAAAGGAAAUUACUCCUAGUGAUUAUAAUGAUGAAAAAUUAAUGGAAGAAUUUAGCAGAUUUCAACAUACUUAUAAAGAACAAAAGGAACACAUCGAAAAAUUAACAAAGAAAUCUCAAAUGAUUUUCUCAGAUCUUUUUAGUAAAAAAAAUGCCAUAAAUAAUUUAAAUAAAAAAUUAUCAAAUAUUAGAAUAGAACAAAAGAGUAACGAUUCUUUUUUAAAGAUAAAUAAAUCUGCUGCUUUUUCCUUAAUUAAACAAUUCGAUAUGAUUACAAAAAAAAAAAAAUAUAUUAUACAAAGAUUAGAAAAAUCUCUAUCUAAUAUUAAACCAAUAACUAUUGAAACAUUUCAGGAAAAUUAUGAUUCAAUAAAUAUAAAUGAUAAUUACAUAAUCAAAGACAGCAAUAGAAAUAUCAAUGGGCCAUCAAAUUGGAAAAUAGAAAAAUAUACAAAUGGGAAUCUUUUUUCAUCUAUAACUGAUGAUAGUUUCAUAAAAUCAAGUGAAGAUUUAUAUGGAUCUUAUAUACUUUGUAGAUACACAAAGUUGUACAAAGGAUUCAUUUCAGUAGAUAUUAAAAUUCCAUAUGAAGGAAAUGUAGGAAUAAUUUUUAAAUAUAAAGAUCAUAAUAAUUAUAACAAUUUUAUAAUAAGUAGGAAAGAAUUUUAUUUUGUUGAAGUUAUUAAUGGGAAACAAAGUAAAAAAAUUAAUCAAAAAAAAAUAGAUGACUCAUAUAAUUUAGGGAUGUGGACUAAAAUAUAUAUUGAUUUUGGAUAUAAAUAUAUUAGGUCAUAUUUAAAUGAAAAAUAUGUUAACGGUUAUGAAACAAAAAAUGAUACAAGUGGACUACUAGGUUUUGGUGUAAAUAAUUGUAAAGAUAAAAUCUUUAUUGAUAAAAUUGUAAUAGGUUCCUUGUAUGAAGCUAAAUAUUAUAAAAACAGUGUUUUUGAUAAGAUUAUAAAUAAAUAUUAUCAGAAAAAAACAUUAGAAAAAGAAAAUGAAAAAGCAGAAAAUAUUAAAAAUAAUAGAAAAAAAAAUGAAAAAGAAUGCAAAAAAUAUGAAGAAAUAUUUAAUGUUCCACUGGAAAAUAAUUGGAUAAUUCCUGUCAACACCUACUGGAACGUUGAAAAUAAUUUUAACACUAUUUUAAAUAAUAAUAAAAAUGAUGAUAAUUACUUAUAUUCUAUACAAAAGAACAAAGGAAAUUUAGUUAUACCAUCAAUUAUACUUUUAAAAAAACAGAAUAUAUGUGAUGAAAUAAAAUCCUAUACAUUUCAAUCAUCUGUUAAUUUAAAAAAAUUAUCAAAAGCAGGAAUCAUUUUUAGGGUUUUAUCUUCUGAUGACUUUUUAUCUGUUAUACUAGACAUUUCAGAAUUAUUAGGAAAAAUAUAUCUGAUGAAAAUCACCAAAGGAAUUCCAUAUCAAUUAAUAGCACCAACACAUAUACCAAUUAAACAUAAUGUAUGGUUUAAUUUAAAAAUUUAUUAUAAUGGAUCUAAUAUAAAUAUUACUCUUAACGAUGAAAUGGUAUUAAACUCAAAAUUCAAUGAGUAUUUUGAUGAUUUAGGCAAUGUUGGGUUAAUAGUUCUAAAAGGAGAAUCAAAAUUUAAGAAUAUUAAAUUUGUACCCAAUAAUUUAUAA